AUUGUCAUCCAAAUUACUAUGGUGACAAUUGUACGAUAUUCUGUUCUAAUGUCACUCAUGGUACUUGUUCACUAGAGGGAAAACGUAUUUGCCGUGAAAACUAUUAUGGACAGAACUGCACCCAAUUCUGCCCAAACGUCACGCAUGGUACUUGUACACUCGAGGGAAUACUUUAUUGCCACAAGAAUUACUUUGGCCCCAACUGUUCUACAUUUUGUCGAAACACCGAGAACGGAAUUUGUUUAUUGUCUGGUACUCUGCAGUGCUUUGAGAAUUACUAUGGUAAGACAUGUGACGUGUUUUGUAAAAAUUCUACACACGGAUCAUGUUCUCAUGAUGGAACCUUAAAUUGUGAAUCAAAUUAUUAUGGAAUUGAUUGUGAGAAGCUUUGUCUUACAUCAGAAAAAGGGUCUUGUGAUGAAAAUGGAAAUCUGUUAUGUAACAAGAACUUUUUUGGGAGAAAUUGUGAAACUUUCUGUCAAGAUGCGCCCCAUGGAAAAUGUAAUGAUGCUGGUGUCUUGGUCUGUGAAAAUCACUGGUAUGGUAGUACUUGUUCAAAGAAUUGUAUUGAAUUGAAACAUUCGAAAUGUGAUGACCAAGGACAGUUGUCAUGCUUCGACCAUUGGUAUGGAGACAACUGUACCAUUUUUUGCAAGGACGAUGAUGUGGAAAAAUGCAAUAUGAAAGGAGCUGGAGCAGUGACAGUUGAUGGGAAAUUAAAUAGCAACUCUGUGAUUCAACUGGAAUUCUCUAUCGAAUUAUUUGUAGCGGAUAAUAUAUGUGAGAACAAAAAUAUUCACGUGUUCAUUGAUGUGUUGAAACUGAGGGAAAGGACGAAAACAUCCACAUUUGCCCUUAGUAUCUCCUGUGAUGAAGAAAUAAUAAACAGCGAUACAUUCCUGCAAACUUACUUGGCGAUGGCACCAGAAAAACUCCGAAAAUACAACUUUCCUUUCCGAUUGGGCAAGCCUACAAAGACGAAGCAUAAUGCAGACUGGCUAUCAUUAAAUUGGCGUGUAUUGGCAAUUUUACUGGGGACGACUGGACUUAUUUUAUUUCUAGUGUUCCUCAUGCAGAAAUGUAGAAGAGAACAACGUCGGAGAAUCGAAAGACAUAUAUUCACUUUGGAACUUGAAACAACUGAAAUAUACGAGUAAAUGUACAGAAAAAAAAACAUGCACUCUUGGUAAUUCUCUAUGAGCUUGCUGCUGAAGCAAAGAUAAAUUUCAUAGUUUUAAUUUACUCUUACUAAUUACCCGAUUGUUGUAAUACAUGUACGUAGUUUUAUUAUCCGAAAUAGUUUCUAAACAACGGUUUGGAAGCAUGUUCCGUGAACAAAGUGUUAUAAAUAGAAUUCAAGAAUACAAUACUCGUUGUUUUAACCAAACAUUAACUAUGUACUGCAGAAUUGUUAUUAAGGGAAAA
Molecule: messenger RNA, 1425 nt
Organism: Saccostrea cuccullata (small rock oyster)
Lineage: Eukaryota; Metazoa; Mollusca; Bivalvia; Ostreida; Ostreidae
Exons: 5
Coding region: 681-1157 (158 amino acids)
Source: RefSeq, a predicted model, not a curated record